Messenger RNA from Zingiber officinale, 1314 nucleotides. Its product is annotated as heavy metal-associated isoprenylated plant protein 7-like. The record is from RefSeq and is a predicted model, not a curated record. Bases 150 to 1190 code for a protein of 346 amino acids. The transcript has 5 exons. Gene Ontology annotation, molecular function: metal ion binding. NCBI's taxonomy places the organism in Eukaryota, Viridiplantae, Streptophyta, Magnoliopsida, Zingiberales, Zingiberaceae.
CUUGCAUAAGACGCACUGAGUCGCUGCACAGGAGCAGGGAGAGAGAGGCUUGGAUUGAGAUUCAUGCUGUGGGAAAGUAAGUAACCCUUUGGCAUCGCUUUCCAUCGUCGGCGUUGAGAUCCGAGCGGCGGCUGCGCGAGGCGGAAGGGAUGGGAGAGGAGGAGAAAAAGGCGGCAGCGGGGGUGGAGGAGAAGGGGAAGGCGGAGGCGAAGGAGGAGAAGAAGGAGCAAGAGGCCAAAGCGGAGGAAGGGAAGAAAGACGGAGGCAGUGGCAAGCAGGAGAAGGAAGCAAGCGGGGAAGAAAAGAAGGCAGAGGCGGCGGCGGCGACGGCGGCACAGCCUCCGCCGCCGGAGGAGAUCGAGAUGCGCGUGUUCAUGCACUGUGAGGGGUGCGCGAGGAAGGUGAAGCGCAGCUUGAAAGGAUUCGACGGGGUGGAAGAUGUGAAGACGGACUGCAGAACCCACAAGGUGGUGGUGAAGGGGAAGAAGGUGGCGGAGGACCCCAUGAAGGCGGUGCAGAGAGUUCAUAAGAAGACCGGGAGGAAGGUGGAGCUGCUGACGCCGCUGCCGCCGGCGAAGCCGGAGAAGAAAGAGGAGGAGAAAAAGGAAGAGGAAAAGCCAAAGGAGGAGGAGGAGGAGGAGGAGAAGGAAGAGCCUCAAGUGGUCGAAGUGGUGCUCAAAGUCCACAUGCACUGCGACGCCUGCGCACAACAGAUCAAGAAGAGAAUACUACGGAUGAAAGGGGUAGAAACGGCGGAGCCGAAUUUGAAAGGGUCCCAAGUAACCGUGAAGGGUGUCUUCGACCCGGAGAAGCUGGCGGAGUACGUCUCCAAGAGGACCCGCAAGCACGCGGUGGUAGCGAAGCAAGAACAGGCGGAGAAGAAGAAGGCGGCGGUGGCGGCGGCGGUGGCGGAAGAAAAGACCGGAGGCAAGGAGAAGAUGGACGGCGAUGCCGGCGGAGGCGAUGCCGAGAAGAAAGAGGAGAAGGACGGUGGGAGCGAAGCAGCAGGCGGAAACGAAAAGGAUAAGAAGGGAGCCGGCGAAGCUGCAGAGCCCCCCAAGGUGGUGGAACAGCAGAUGAGAAACGAGUUCUACCAGUACCAUCCGACGUAUCCCGCCGGCGGAUACGAUCCCUCGUAUCACCCUCAGAUGUUUAGCGACGAGAACCCAAAUGCUUGCGCUGUGAUGUAAAUGGAAGAAGGCAAGAAAAAAAAAACUUCUUGGUUUUUUGGUCAAAAAAGGUUUAAUAAUUACUGCAUAAUAUUAUGUUCAAUCUAUCUCGAGAAAUAAAAACUUUACCUCUCUUCUUUCUCAA